CUGGACUCCAUUUGCACAGCUUACAGCAAUUUUGUCCUUUCUGGGAAAUGAGUCAUUAAUUGUUAAUGGUACUAGAAAACGACUAGUUCAGUUUCAAUCAUCACUUGUUGUUGCUGUUCAGGUUGAACCUUCCCACGUCCGGCAACUCUUCUGGUCCAACAUCCAUGUGCUCCGAGGCAGGAGCACAGAAAGAGAAAAGCUGAGUGCCCUGCGCUCACCAGCUCUUCCUCUUCCCGCAUCUGAGCUUCCAGAGAGCCUUGAGUAGCUGAUUUGUGGUAGGAGGACGACAAGUGGGGACAGAGCAGGGACGCAGGGGAAGAGAGUUUUGUCCUUCUUUGAAUAAAAGACAUGAGCUGGGUAUUCCUUAGAGACCUCCUAAGUGGAGUGAAUAAAUAUUCUACCAGCAUUGGCAGGAUCUGGCUGGCCAUUGUGUUUAUAUUCCGCUUGUUGGUCUAUGUGGUGGUAGCAGAACAUGUCUGGAAGGACGAACAGAAGGAAUUUGAGUGCAACAUCAGGCAACCGGGUUGUGAAAACGUCUGCUUUGACCACUUCUUCCCUAUAUCCCAUAUUAGACUUUGGGCCUUGCAACUAAUCAUGGUCUCCACCCCUUCUCUUUUGGUUGCUCUCCAUGUUGCCUAUCGAGAGAACAGGGAAAAGCGACACAAACAGAAAAUCUACAAGAACCCAGGAAGCAUGGACGGUGGAUUGCUGUGCACUUAUCUCAUCAGCCUCAUUUGCAAAACAGGCUUUGAAAUUGGUUUCCUGGUUUUGUUUUACAAGUUAUAUGGUGGAUUCAAUGUGCCACGCCUUGUGAAAUGUGACAUGAAGCCUUGUCCUAACACGGUAGAUUGCUACAUCUCCAAGCCCACAGAGAAGAAAGUCUUCCUCUAUUUUGCAUUGGUCACUUCAUGCUUAUGUGUGGUUUUAAAUGUGAGUGAACUGAGCUAUCUGAUUUUUAAAUACACCAUAAAAUGUUUCCUCAAGAGAUAUGACAAGGAAGUUCCAACCUUGAAAAGAGAGUGCCAGAGGCUAAAUUGUGUCCACCACAAUGAAACAGCAGCUACAGCUUUGUUCCACAACAAUGCUUCACCAGUUCUCAUCAAUAUUCCAGAUCAACCCGAAAAAAACUUAGGUACUGACUUGAGAGAAGGAUAAAAGUGAUUUUGCAUGAUGUUAAAGAAACUGUUUGAAUUGUUGCUUGUACAUUAGGUCAAAGAAAUCCAUAUAAGUGGGUAAUGAGGAACCUUUUAUUUUCAUCUAAAAUAGUCUGUGUUCUCUUUCUCUCUCAAAAAUAUUGUCAGAUCCCCACUAUUGGAUUUUUUUUCCCUUUCACAUUCACCUGUAUUAUGUAUUCUUCAGGUUUGUUCAGGCUGAAUCAAGGAGAUGUAAACACAUUUCCACUGAGAUGUAAUACAAAUACCAAAGCUUGUGAUAAAUCCUCUUAAAAGGACAGUUGCUCAAAUAGUUGUGUUUUGGAUAUUUCAUUUGUCUGCUUGGGUUCACAGUUGUAUGUUUUUGAGGAUCUUUUUGAAGGAUUUUGUUGAAGUGGAUCUUUGUCGGGCUGCCAGAUGAUGGCUGCUUACUGGUCUUUGUGGGUGAUGGGCUGAGCCUGGGUUUGUUUAUAUAUUAACAUUCGUAUAUUUUAAAACAAUUAAGCACACCUGCUGGCAGACUGAUCCCAAGGACUGACCUAGCUGUUUACUUUAGCUAUUUAUCGAGCAUUUAUUGCUACAGUAUUUGACCACCUCACAAUCUUUAAUGUAUUUAUAUUCAACCCCACUGUGUGUGUGGUACUAUUAUCCUUUUUAUAGACAGUGGAAACAGAUGUAGGGAUACUAAAUGGCUUGCCCAAGCUCAUAUAGCAGGGACUUGAUCCCAGGUUUCCCAUGUCGCAGACCACCUCCAUAACUACCGAAAUGUCCUCCCUCUCUAUGGCUAUGGAGAUUUAUAACCUUAUCCAUCCAAGUUCCAUUUCUCAGGUUUGGUUGAAGUACACUGAUAGGGAAAUUAGAAGGUUUUGGUCUCCAGAACUAUCUGAAGUCUGUUCCUUUUUGCUAACAGUAAAUUCAGUCCCUUUAAGAACCUGAUCCUUGUUUGAAAUUCUUAGACUCCAGUGGAAGUUCUGAAGCCUUGGAGAGCUCAGAGGAUUAGGCCUCAAUUUUUUAAAAGGUAUUUUAGAUUCAAGUGGAAACAAAAUCAGAAUGUUCACAAAUGAAAACUCUAUGGUCCUUUUCAAAAUGUCAGAAUGCGCUUCAAAAACAAUUGUAAUUAUGUUCUUUUAAAAUUAACAUUAUAUAGUUAAACUGGGGAAGGGAGGAGAUGAUUAUUUAUCCCAAGAAGCCUGUAACAGGUAGACAGCAAGAGAAAUGAGGACAGGAAGAAAUUCAUUCUCUAUUGCACUCAAUGAAAAAAGAUGAGGAUCCAUCUUUCCAACUUAAAUUUCUAUGAUAAGCAUUUAUGGUUGUGUCUGGGUUCAACUGUUCCAAUUUCUUACUUAUUUCAAUGUUAAUUGAAUUCCAGAGACUUAAUACAGUACAGAGACACCUUACUCAGGAAGAUUUACUAAGCCAUUUUUGCUAUUACAGAUUAAUAUUGCUUAGAGUAAUUUAAAUUUUAGAAGGUAGAUAUGUUUUAAGAAGUGCAUACCUGUAUCCAUCCACCCAUCCAAUUUGCUAGGGAUUAGAGCUGGUUGAAGUUAUUUGAAAUAUUUUCCAUUGAAAAAUAUGCUUGUGCUGAAAUUGAAGUUUUCCAUGGGAAAAUGUGGAUUUUGACAAGUUUCAAUUUUCCACCUCAAAUGUUCAUAACAGAAAUAUUUGUUUUGAAUUGGCUUUUGAAAUAAACAUAUUAA
Pelodiscus sinensis (Chinese soft-shelled turtle) is the source of this 2848-nucleotide messenger RNA. The record is from RefSeq and is a predicted model, not a curated record. Lineage: Eukaryota; Metazoa; Chordata; Testudines; Trionychidae.